This is a messenger RNA of Candida dubliniensis CD36, 2130 nucleotides long. It is a transcript of the gene UPC2, whose product is annotated as Upc2p. Bases 1 to 2130 code for a protein of 709 amino acids. The record is from RefSeq and is a predicted model, not a curated record. Lineage: Eukaryota; Fungi; Ascomycota; Pichiomycetes; Serinales; Debaryomycetaceae. Gene Ontology annotation, molecular function: DNA-binding transcription factor activity, RNA polymerase II-specific; zinc ion binding. The transcript has a single exon. Gene Ontology annotation, biological process: regulation of transcription by RNA polymerase II.
AUGACCGUGAAACAAGAAUCACCAAAUUCAACUUUGAAUAUAUCUGAGUUCUCAUCUGAUGAAACCUUCAAAACAGCCAACCCUGUUCCCUCCAAGAAAGUAUCCAAGUCUUCUACUGGGAAAAGAAAAUACCACCAAAAAUCAAGAAACGGAUGCUCUACAUGUAAAAAGAGACGCGUCAAAUGUGAUGAACAGAGACCCGUAUGUGGCAACUGUACCAAAUUGAAGUUAGAUUGUGGGUAUCUUCAUGAGCCUUUAGAUAGUGUUGUGAAUAUGAAAAAAGAUAUUCAUAGUAAUGAACCUCCAUCCAAAAAGAGAAAAAGAAAGGUUUCCACUGCAACAGUUGCAACUGACACGGAAUCAACCACUCAACAAGCAACUCCAUCUUUAACUCCUAGUCCAGAUCAAUCACAGGACAACAAGACCCAACCGGUAUUCCCUUCGAGCAAUCCACUAAGUGCUUUGUCAUCGGGACUUUUGAAUGCAGGCAAUUUGAAUAACUUGAAUGUGGCCCAUUUGGUUAAUAACCUAUCUGGAUUGGGCGAUUUAUCUAAUUUAGCAAGUCUUGGAAACUUGGCCAGUCUAUCAAAUUUGGCUUCAUUAGCACAGUUGCCCAUCGACUUGAGUAAUUUGGGCUCACUUUUGGAUUCACCGGCAGCAAGUAAUAUAGCUGCUAGUUUUAUGGGCCAGCCUGUUGCUACCAGUGUUCCACCUGCAACAAAUUCCGAAUUUAAAGAACUGAACCAUAGAAAGUCGCUGACCCAGGCACACCCUCAACCAACAGCACCACUAACUUCCAUGGAAGAUACAACUACCAGUACUCAACAGCAAGCAAAUAUGUCAUCUAGGGGUAAAUCACAGGCGGAAACUCUUCAGUCUUCAAACCAUUCCACGACACUGGGUUCAUCGGGAAUGAGCUAUCCUAGCUGUUCAACCAACUCUGAACCAUUUGGUCGCGGUUCUGAUAAAUCUUUACCUAACAUAUCACCUAAUAUGUCCAUUCCUGCAAAUCCACUAAGCGACCCUUUAACCCAAGGCAUGCGAUCAAACCUCAAUAUGCUUGACUUAAAAUUAAUGUUUCAUUACACGUCUCUGGUGGCCAAUACCAUCACAGGAGCCGGUAUUUCUGAUACCAAUAUAUGGAACUAUGAUAUUCCCAUGUUGGCCUUUGAACAUCCAUUUUUGAUGCAUUCGAUACUUGCUUUUAGUGCCACGCACUUAUCAAGAACAGAGAAGGGUCUAGACCAGUGUGUUACAUGUCAUCGUGGGGAUGCUUUGAGAUUGCUACGAGAAGCUGUGUUAAAUAUAAAUGCCGAUAAUACUGACGCCUUAGUUGCAAGUGCCUUGAUUUUAAUUAUGGAUUCGUUAGCCAAUGCCUCAUUUCCCUCUUCAACUUCACCAAAGUCUUUACCAGCUUCAGCAUGGAUAUUUCACGUCAAGGGAGCAGCUACCAUAUUGACCGCAGUUUGGCCGUUAACAGAAGCAUCGAGAUUUUACAAGUUUAUAUCUGUGGACUUGGGUGAUUUAGGGGACAUUAUAAAUCAAGGUGUGAACAUGAAUAAGUCGAAAGGAAUUGACCGUGACAAUUCGGCUUAUUACACAGAUUUAGAAUGUCACGACGCAGACAUUGCAGAUUUGUUCCCUGUGCUUUUGGACUCUCCGUAUUUAAUAACUUUGGCUUAUUUGAAUAAAUUACACAAGGAAAGAUAUAAAUCUGAUUUUAUUUUACGUAUAUUUGCAUUUCCAGCACUUUUAGAUAAGCAAUUUAUGGGGUUAUUAAUGUCCGGAGAUGUCAAGGCUAUGCGAAUAAUGAGAAGCUAUUACAAGUUACUCCGCUCUUUUACUACCGAAAUGAAAGACAAAGUGUGGUUUUUGGAAGGUGUCUCGCAAGUCUUGCCUGUUAAUGUCGAAGAGUAUGCGGGUGGAGCCGGUGGUAUGCAUAUGAUGAUGGAUUUUCUUGGUGGGGGUCCAGCCAUUGUAGAUGAUCAUGAAAUUGAUGCUGAAAUCACGAAAUUCGACCCCAGUGGGACCUUGACCAAUAAAUUAAUAGACACUGAUAAUCUUCCAAGCGUUCUUACCAGUAAUUUAGAUUUAAUGCAAGGUGAUAAUGGGUUUAUGAAUAUAAAAUAG